Molecule: messenger RNA, 1566 nt
Organism: Hansenula ciferrii
Lineage: Eukaryota; Fungi; Ascomycota; Saccharomycetes; Phaffomycetales; Wickerhamomycetaceae
Product: putative amino-acid permease
Exons: 2
Coding region: 1-1566 (521 amino acids)
Biological process (GO): amino acid transmembrane transport
Cellular component (GO): membrane
Molecular function (GO): amino acid transmembrane transporter activity
Source: RefSeq, a predicted model, not a curated record
AUGUCUUGGCUGACAAAGUUUAAAAGUGAAUCUUCUUCAUCACAAGAUGGUAAUGAUAAUGUUGAAGUAUAUGAUCUAUCAAAUAAUAUUAAUGAACUAGAAAGGGGGAAACAGAACAUCAAAGAAGAAGUUAAAGAUGGUAGUGAAUCAGAUUCCUCUUCUGUUUUUGGUGAAGAUCGUAAUCGUUUAAAAACUUCACUUCAUCAACGUCAUAUUCAAAUGUUGGCUUUAGUUGGUGUUUUCGGUACAGGUAUUUUCCUUUCAUCUGGUGGUGUCUUAGCUACUACAGGACCAGCUGGUAUGCUUAUUGCUUUUGGAUUAGUUGCCACUAUCGUGGGGUUGAAUCAAGUUGCUCUUGCUGAAGUUGCAACUUUAAUGCCUGUUUCUUCAGCUACUGUUCGUCAUUUAGAACAAUUUAUUGACCCUGCUUGGGGGUUUGCAUAUGGUUGGAUAUCUGUUUGGGGUGCUAUUAUGCCUGGUGAAAUUAGUGCUGCUGCUGUUAUUGUUUCAUAUUGGACUGAUAUUUCUCAAGCUGCAUGGAUUUCAAUAAUUAUUGUUAUAAUUAUUGCAACAAAUUCUUAUAAUGUUAGAUUUUAUGGUGAAGUUGAAUUCGUAUUUGCUAUGAUUAAGAUUUUAUUAAUAAUUGGGUUAAUCAUUGUUUCAAUUGUUAUAACUUCUGGUGGUGGCCCAAAUCAUGAAACUAUUGGAUUUAGAUUCUGGAGAGAUCCAGGCCCUUUCAAAGAAUAUAUCACUGUGGGUAAUUUAGGUAAAUUUGCAGGUUUUUGGAAAACUUUAUCAGUGUUGUGUUUAACUUUGAUUGUUUCAUCAAAUGAUAAACAAAUUGCAAGUUCAAGUGGUAAUGCUCAACAUUCACCUUUUGUCGUUGCCAUCAAAAAUGCAAACAUUAAAGUUCUUCCACAUAUUAUCAAUGCCGCAGUAUUAACUUCAGCAUUUAGUGCUGCUAAUUUAUCAAUUGUUCAAGGUUCAAGAACUUUAUUCGCUUUGGCAGUUAAACAUCAAGCUCCAAGAAUCUUCCUCAAAACAAACAAGAGAGGUUUACCAUGGGUUGGAUCUAUAUUCGUUGCAAUUUUUAUGCCAUUAGCUUAUAUGAAUGUUUCUAAAGGUGCCGCUAAUGUUUUCAGUUGGUUUCAAUCUCUAACAUCAGCUAAUUUAUUAGUUGGUUGGAUCUUCAUAUCAGCUAAUCAUAUCCAUUUAUCAAGAGCCAUGAAAGCCCAGGGGAUUUCAAGAGAUAGAUUACCACAUAAAUUUAGAUUUGGUCCUCAUGCUGCAUGGGUUUCAGGUAUUGCAUCAUUGAUUUUAUUAUUAACUGGUGGUUUUACAAAUUUUGUUAAAGGAAGAUUUGCAAUUGCAAAUUUUUUCUCGUCAUAUUUUAUCAUUCCAUUAUCUUGGGGUCUUUAUUUCUUUUGGAAGUUUUUCAAAAAAACCAGAUAUUAUAGACCUCAUGAAGUUGAAUUAGAUGCUUUAUUCCAAGAUGUUGAAGAAAAUCCUGAAGAACCUGCUCCAAAAGUUAAAGGUUGGAGAAUCUUAACAUUAUUAUGGUCAUGA